AUGAUUCUGAUAACCAAAAGUGUUCAUGGUACUUCUGGGUUUGAGCAGCCAAAAGUAUUUUCAGAAGAGGAAAGGGGAUGUAUCCAGAGAGGGAGAAACAGGGUUUUCUGCCCCGGGGACACCACUGCCUCCCACGUACCCCCCCACCGGCGAAUAAUCAUCACUCCCACCUCGGAGCAGGGAGCCUUCGGGCUGUCCCGGGAGUCGCCGACUCCUCCCCCAGGCCUGACCCGCUGUGGGGCGAAGCCGGUGAACCCCGCUUCGCCUCCCGCACAGCUGCCUUCCCGCGGCGCUGCGCCCGACAGCCGCCGGGCUCCGCCGCUGCCCACAGCUCCCGAGCAGCGUUCGCCGCCAACCCUGAACCCACCGCACUCUUUUUAUUUUUUCCGCCCCACGUGGACAAGGAAGACAAUCCGUCAGCCUCCUGUCACUCACGUUGGCCGAGGUCCCAAGGAGCGACCUCCGCACCUCAUACAGACACCACGACUCGCGACUCCCAGAAACCCCUGCGCCAAAACCCAAGAUCCGGAAGCAAACCCGGGCUCUUCCAACGCACGUCAUAGACGGAGGCAGCCACCAAUCCGCGGAAGCCAUACGUUGGCAUGGCGACGGCGUGGGGCCGAGCCUAGGCGUUCGAGAGGCCGGGCGUUUGAAACCAGUGCUUUAGAGAAGGCUCUGAGCGCGCUUGUGUACCUAGAGGUCUCUUCCGUCUUUUCCUUCUCCGACCCUCUCCUAGACCCUUUCGUGGACAGAAAGCUCCGGGUAGCCGACUCCACAUCCCCGACCAGCGACAGAGAGCGUAGAAAAGGAUUACACCCAACUGAUAUAUCCACCGGCUCCUGCUUCGUUUCUGCUGAGCUAGACCCAGCGAGCCUAGAGAGUUGGGCUGAAUAACUAGUAUUUUCAUUUAAUUGGAUUUGAAGAAAGAACAAAUAUAUACGGGGGCAACCACGAUCUUUAUAAAGAACAUAAGUUCCAGGAAAACAGGAACCUUGUCUCUUGUUCACCUGUAUAUCGUCCGCAUAUAGAACAGUGCGUGGCACAUAAUAGGUGCUGAGUAAGUAUUUGUUGAAUGAAUGAAUGAUUGUUGCACUAUGAGGUGGAGAAAUGAAGUAAUAAUGACAAGGUGCUGACACCAUCACAGAAAAUACCCUUGGUUUUUGUUCCAGUGGCCUUUAACAUCUAGCCCAACACCUAAUCUUUUGAUAACCAACCAUGAUUAAAUAACCACUCCUGUAAUUUCAUUAAUAGCAACAUAUAAUCAGUUUGUGAAAUUUAAAGCUCUGACUUAAUGGUCUGAAAGCAUUAAUAAGAAAUAAGAAAAUUAAAGUGUUAAUAAGUAUUAAGUAAAAAGUUUAUGUAAGUGAUUUGAAAGUACUAAUAAGAAAACUACAAAGCUUUUGGCUUAACUGUUUUGAAAGUAUUAGAAAAAGAAACUAAAAUUAAGUUUACU
Molecule: messenger RNA, 1453 nt
Organism: Manis pentadactyla (Chinese pangolin)
Lineage: Eukaryota; Metazoa; Chordata; Mammalia; Pholidota; Manidae
Exons: 3
Coding region: 1-894 (297 amino acids)
Source: RefSeq, a predicted model, not a curated record